CUUGAAGCUUUUAUCCUUUUUUAAACAGAAAUCACUUUCUCUUUUAACAAAAUCACAUGAGUUGCUUUGCAUGCAAUUUCAAGAUUCACAUUUUUUUAUCAUAAAUACUGCUGUUGCCUACUACUUUGUCGUAUUUAAAUUAUUAUCUACAUAAAGGUAUGGCUUAUGAUGAAAAUAAUCAAAGACAAGCUUUAAAAUCUAUUAUUCGGGAAUCAAGAUAUAUUGAUGAUAAUGAUGAAUUACUAAAUGGAAUACUUGUAAACGGUAUAGACGGACUAUAUAAAUUUCGAGAAGACAUUGCGCCAAAGAGUUUCAAAUGCUUGGAAUUAUCCUUAAGAGAUUAUUUAGCAAAGAAAAAUAAAUGUACGGCAACUGUAUUCAAUCCAGAGGAAACUAUUAAAAACUCUUUAAAAUUAACCAUUGAAGUAUCGGAUUUUAUUGAUACAAAUGAUAUAUUGUUAAAUGCUAUACUUGAAGAAGGAAUAAAAGGAUUGUAUAAACACAAAGAUGAUAUUCCACGAAGAAUAUUUAUGAAGCUAGGUCGUCAGUUGGGGAGAUAUUAACUACACUGUAAAAAAAAAAAGGGUUUUUAAAUAGCUCUAAAAGGUUUUUUACUUUGUCCCGAGGGUGGAACCCUUUAAGGGUUUUCUAGAAAACCCUUUUUUUAAAAACCUUUAAUCCGAAACUAGAAAACCUUUUUUAACUUGUACUUUCUUUUUUAUUUGAAUUAUAAAUUAUUCAAAA
Molecule: messenger RNA, 744 nt
Organism: Hydra vulgaris (swiftwater hydra)
Lineage: Eukaryota; Metazoa; Cnidaria; Hydrozoa; Anthoathecata; Hydridae
Source: RefSeq, a predicted model, not a curated record